AUGCCUCAUGCUCGAAUCCCCCGACAGGUCAAGCCCCGAACAAGUCAGAGUCCAGAUGAUACUAAUAAUGGGGGCGAAGGACGAAAGAGCCGACUGUGUUCUGGCAAGAAGAGAAUGGCUCUGAUGGCUUGCUUACUGUUGGGUCUGUUGUCCCUGGGUGGAACUGCUCGUAACUUGAGAGAAACUACCGGUCUGGAUCUAGUAGCCUCCAUGUGGCGUUGGAGCAGGUACAGGAGUGUUGUCAGUCAGCCGUCCCAUUAUCAUUUGCUGGGCAACCAAGCUGGAGAAGAGGGAAACUUUUACGUGUCUCCAGAUGCCGCUGCCGAUAGUAGUUUACAAGAAGACUCUCCACUGCUUCCCAUGGCGUACAACAUGGAAGCCAUGAAGAAUCAUUCGUCUGUCGAUCAAUCCUUUUGUGUCCCUUGGAGGACUGCACAGACGACAACCUCCACAAGUGCCAGUCCAGCCGGAACUACUGAAGCCGAUGACUGGUGGACCCAUCAUCCGCAAUGGCAGGUCUUUUACGAAGACGACCAGGUCUAUUGCUUUCAACUCAUUCCCAAUCCAGCCAAACGAGAUUAUCUCCAAAAGUUAUACCAACUCCAAUUUCCAUCCUCCAACGAUUGUAGUAAUGUUCAAGUCAAACCCAUGAUUCAGGGAGGUUGGGGAAUGGACAUGCUCGGCAUUGUCCAUUUGCUAUGGAAAGCCAUUGACUUGCACCAACCCCAUGCCAUUGCACCCCGACCGUGGCACUAUGCCAGUCCCAAACCAUUCAAUAUACAAACGGCAGCGUGUCCUUCGCAAGACAUGUUUUGCUACUUUUUGCCACUUACCAGUUGCAAUUCCCCUGAAAACAACAAUAAUACGGUCGAUGAAAAAUGGUUCCCACGAGACGAUCAAACACGUUAUUGGAACGAAAAGGGACAUUGGUUGUACCAGUAUGGAUCACGACCCCAAGAGUGGUUGCGAUAUCGCGUCUAUCGAUUUGUCCAACACCAGUUGCACUCGUCGUGGCCUGCAGCGGCACGACUUGCCAGCAAUACUAAUAGUGAUUUCACCUGCACGGCAUUACACGUUCGACGGGCCGAUGUCAUUUUGCACAAACGAUGGAGUCGCGCCUAUCAUUCCAUUGCCGAAUACAUGAAUGUCAGCGAUCAAAUACACGACAACAUCUUUCUGCUCACGGACGACUCCAACGCGGUCGGAGAAGCCGUGCACGAAUUCCCACACCACAAUUGGAUCUACGUCGAUCGCAAACGCUACAAGGGAGCCGAAGGAGGAUGGGAGCAACAAUUGCCCAGUCAAGAUCCCGCCUUUGAAGUCACGGUUAUUUUGGGAGUGGGACGACUCGUGCAAAAGUGCGACGGCAUUGUCAAGUCGUUUUCACGCUUUGGGGCAUAUCUCUAUGGAGAAUUGCACGCGGCAAACCAAUCGGCGUGGUACAAAGACGUCGAUGCACAAAGUGGCAGUCAGUUGUUGAAUCCGCACAAUACGGCCACGAAAAAUUGA
Seminavis robusta is the source of this 1509-nucleotide messenger RNA. NCBI's taxonomy places the organism in Eukaryota, Bacillariophyta, Bacillariophyceae, Naviculales, Naviculaceae. The record is from the annotation of a GenBank genome assembly.